Durio zibethinus is the source of this 549-nucleotide messenger RNA. NCBI's taxonomy places the organism in Eukaryota, Viridiplantae, Streptophyta, Magnoliopsida, Malvales, Malvaceae. The record is from RefSeq and is a predicted model, not a curated record.
AUGGGGAAGGCAGCUAAGGCCGGCCUCUGCUACUCGAGAGCUCGACGGGACGCAGAGAUCGCUCCGGUUGGCUUCUUAAAGAAGUAUCCCGCUCUUGUUGCUGGCUUUUUCUUCUUCAUGUACUUUUUGAAUGUAAUAUUUAACAUUCUGAACAAGAAGAUUCACAAUUACUUCCCCUACACCUACGCAGUUUUGUCUUUUGUGUCGGUUAUUCACUUGUUCGAUGGGGUGGUUUACUGUUUGAUCAGUUGGGACGUGGGCCUCCCCAAGCGGGCCCCUAUUGAUUCAAACCUACUGAAGUUGUUGAUCCCCGUUGCUGUAUGCCAUGCAGUAGGCCAUGUAACUAGCAAUGUCUCCUUUGCAGCUGUUGCCGUCUCUUUCACCCACACAAUCAAAGCUCUUGAGCCUUUCUUCAAUGCUGCUGCUUCCCAGUUCGUACUUGGACAAUCCAUACCAAUUACGCUAUGGCUGUCUCUUGCUCCCGUUGUUAUUGAUAAACAAACUAUAAAACUCUGCUAUGAUAUUGGCAUAUUGCACUUGAAUUGUUAA